CUGGGCGCGCGCGUGUGCGUGUGUGUGCGUACGUGUACGCGCGGGGCGCUGAUGACAGGACUGGCCGCGUGAGGAGCGCCGGCGGACACUGCGGUGGGGAGUCAGGAGCGCGCGGGCAGAUACACAGGUGUGCUGAGAGGUUAGAGAGAAAGAGAGAGAGAGAGAGAGAGAGAGAGAGAGAGAGAGAGAGAGAGAGAGAGAGAGAGAGACAGAGAGAAAGCGAGAGAGAGAAACAGAGAGAGAAACAGAGAAAGAAACAGAGAGAGAGGCUGUAGAAGUGUAGUGAGUGAUAAACUGCGCGGAUCUCUCCGUUCCUCACUCCGGUAGCUAGUCGUUAUGGAGAGCGGCGUGAACGCGUCGGACGCCCCCCAGUUCAGCAGCAGCGCCGCGUUCUGCCGAAACUUCAGCGGCAACGCGAACCUCUCAGACCCGGACAGCAGAUGCAACCGGGCGGGCGAGAUAAGCGAAAGCUCCACUCCCGUGAUCAUCGCCAUCAUCAUCACCGCCGUCUACUCCAUCGUGUGCGCGCUGGGACUGGUGGGCAACGUCCUGGUCAUGUAUGUCAUCAUCAGAUACACAAAAAUGAAAACUGCAACCAACAUCUACAUCUUUAACCUCGCGCUGGCAGACGCCUUGGCUACGAGUACUCUACCUUUCCAGAGUGUGAACUACCUGAUGGGCACCUGGCCGUUUGGAGACGUGCUGUGCAAGAUUGUGAUGUCCAUUGACUAUUACAACAUGUUUACCAGUAUCUUCACUCUGACCACUAUGAGUGUCGACCGCUACAUCGCUGUGUGCCACCCGGUUAAAGCGCUGGACUUCAGGACCCCCCGCAAUGCCAAGAUCGUGAACGUCUGCAAUUGGAUCCUCUCAUCAGCUAUUGGUCUGCCGGUCAUGGUCAUGGCCUCCACAACUGCUGCAAGAGUGGACUUCCGUGGCAACACUAUGGACAUUGACUGCACUCUGGAGUUCCCCCACCCAUCCUGGUACUGGGAGAACCUCUUGAAGAUCUGCGUCUUCAUCUUCGCCUUCAUCAUGCCCGUGCUCAUCAUCACCGUGUGUUACGGCCUGAUGAUCCUUCGCCUGAGGAGCGUCCGCAUGCUCUCCGGCUCCAAGGAGAAGGACCGUAACCUGCGGCGCAUCACCCGCAUGGUCCUGGUGGUCGUGGCCGUCUUCAUCAUCUGCUGGACGCCCAUCCACAUCUUCGUAAUCAUCAAGGCUCUGGUCACCAUUCCCAACUCGCUCCUGCAGACCAUCACCUGGCACUUCUGCAUCGCGCUGGGCUACACCAACAGCUGUCUCAACCCGGUGCUCUACGCCUUCCUGGACGAGAACUUCAAGCGCUGCUUCCGUGAGUUCUGCAUCCCCAGCCCCUCCGUCCUGGACCUCCAGAACUCCAUGCGUUCCACUCGGACCCGGAACCCCCAGCGUGAGGCCCACUCCAGUCUAACCGUGGACCGCACCAACCGGCAGGUAUGACUAGCAUUGGAGAUGUCAUCACUGGAUUCCCGCUGCCAGCCCAGUGUUGACAUGAACUCAGAACUGACGCAAGUCGUCACGGGUCUCUGACCUUUGUGGAGAGGAGAUGUUGACCAAUGGUCAAACGCCUGAAACUUUCAAAGGCCGCGAUAGACCUUUCUGAAAAGUGCAUUUCAAGAGUUGGGAAUAUGGAGAGACUAUUCAAUAUUUACUAUUAAAAACAAAUAUGUACCACAGAACAUGAAGCUGAAUAAGACUUCUUAGAAUACUGUAUUUCUGUCACAAUAUAGUAACUGGGUCAUUAUCAGAAUACUGUGCCUUUUGCCCCCAAAACGGUACCAUAAAAAAGACUAUUAAUUAUAAUUGUAAGACUUCAUACUACAUGUAAAUCAUAUUUACCAGCUUUUACAUUUUUUAUUUUAGGUAUUCAUUUACAAUUCAUUUACAAUUUUAGAGAAAAUUUCAUUUCUGUUACGAUAAUUACUUAACUGACUUAUCCUUUAGAAAAUGAACAUAAUAUAUUAUAUUUAUAUAUUAUUUUUAAAAGACUUUAAGACUUCACAUAAAUCAUAUUUCUCAGCUCAUUCACUUUUUAUUUUAGGUACUCGUGCAAUUUUACAGAACAUUUCAUUCUUGUUACGAUAAUUAAGUAACUGACUAUAUCCAUAGUAUAUUAUAUGUAUAUAUUAUAUUUAAAAGACUUCGCAUAAAUCAUAUUUCUCAGAUUAUUCACUUUUUAUUUUAGGUAUUCAUGCAAUUCUUGUUACGAUAAUUAGAUAACUGACUUAUCCUUCGAUAAAUAAUCACAUAAGUGGAGAUGCCUGCCACACUGUUCUGGACUCUCUCACACACACACACACACACACAGAGUACAGUUUUACUGCUGCAGUAGUCUUUCACAUCGUUAAAUGAAGCAAUACACUGACUGUAACUCUGUUCCUUCUGUUCUAAAACACAGUUCUGAGUAAAAUUACAGACCUUCAUCCUCGCCACGCUUGACUGUGCACAAUAAAUCCUGGAACUUUUGACUAUUUAUCAUAUUUAUAAGACCCCAGACUAGACAGAAAUCAUAUUUGCCAGCUUAAUCACAUUUUAUUUCUUGUUUGCAUCCACCCCAGCAUGAUAAGCUGCACAACAGAGUGGAUAAUGAAAAGAGUGGACAGUUUUAGUAAAAACUGUCAGUAAUUGAAAAUGUGGUUCAUCUAGAGUCGAUAAUUGAAAUGCCCAACCACUCCACCCCCCACACAUAUAAAAAAAACUGUAUAAAAUGCAUGGACAUAAACUUUCACACAAAAGGUACAUUAUUAUCGAUAAUGACCCAUAAACUGUUUCUGCAGUGUUUUAUGAGCUUUGAAGAUUAGUAGCUUACUUUUCAAAAGUACUGAUAUUACAAAAUCUGAGGCAUGUUGUCUGUCUGUCCAUCUAUUUUUAAGCUUUAAGGCCCACAUGAUUUGUAUAAUAAAUGCUAUAUUUCUGCUUUGCCUUUUCUCAGACUGUUGUAGCUGUCUCUUUACAAUAGGACUAGAUCUGAAAUAAGUUCCUUUAGUUCCUUGUAUUUAUCUCCAGUUCCUUUAAAAAAGGACAAUUAUAUGUUAUAUAUGUUAAAUAUGUAUUGUGAAUAAUCUUUUUAUAAACCGAACCAGUGCUUUAUAUCUGCCAAAAUGUGCCAUCAUAACGUGGCUGUUAAGUUAUAUGUUGUAAGUAGGAUGAAAUAGAAUGUUCAUGAGGCCAUGUAUAUUAACAGGACGUUUUUACUUGUCAUUGUAUUGUACUUCAGUGUUCAGUUUAAUAACUAAAUUUAAUAUUUUUGCAUUUGUAAAGCUUAUAUUUUUUUCAGACUUGGCUGUUAUGUUUUGUGCUUGUAUUUCUUGCCAGCGGUAGCACAACUUAAAUCCAAAUCUGUGAGCAACUCCUAGCUCAAAAGGACACACACUGUUCCAGUAUAGAUUAUAUAGAAUUCAACAUAGAAUAUAAAAAAUGUAGUGUCUUUUGCUACAAUGUAUAAUUUUUUUUUUAUCCUUCACUGGUUGCAAAUGAUGUAUUGUGAUUGCUAAUGCAGCUCUGUUAUUCUUCUGUACAUUCUGAUGUAAUUAUGUAUCAACUAUCAAUACAUUUAGAGAUUCUCUGACAAAAAGAAAACAUUUUAUGGAAUGAACACUUUCAAAUUAAUCUUUGCCAGAAUUCUGAAUUCUGCAUGAUGGCAUUUUUCUGCUUACUGACCAACAAGAGCAUCAUUAUUUGCUUCUGAAAAGGAUAUAUGUAAAGGCAAAAUUGUAUUAUGGAGUUUUUUUAUAUUCAAUCUCAAAAUAAAUUAUU
Messenger RNA from Astyanax mexicanus (Mexican tetra), 3795 nucleotides. It is a transcript of the gene oprm1, whose product is annotated as opioid receptor, mu 1. The coding region runs from base 337 to 1479 and encodes 380 amino acids. Lineage: Eukaryota; Metazoa; Chordata; Actinopteri; Characiformes; Acestrorhamphidae. Gene Ontology annotation, cellular component: neuron projection; membrane. The record is from RefSeq and is a predicted model, not a curated record. Gene Ontology annotation, biological process: sensory perception of pain; neuropeptide signaling pathway; G protein-coupled opioid receptor signaling pathway. The transcript is spliced from 3 exons. Gene Ontology annotation, molecular function: morphine receptor activity; beta-endorphin receptor activity; G-protein beta-subunit binding.